AUGGCUAUUACAAACUUGCUAGAAAGUCAGGAUACCCAUUCAGAAGCUAGUUUGCACGCGGUUUCGAAAACCAAAAUCUUAUUUAUAGUGAUAUUAUUCAUUGUAUCGUUAACACUGUUUGUUUUCCAAACUGAAUUCACAUCACAGGCAUACAAGUUGAAAUUUCUGGAACCAGUAGUGUUACUAGCUGUCACUCAUGGUUCGUGGUGGCUAUUAUGGCCUAUUCAAGUUAUUUUUGUGUCGCUUUGGAGGACGACACGAAAGAUGAAGCAAACAGACAAAGAGGCAACCAUAAGCAAUACUGUUGGAUCAGGUAUUCAAUAUCAGCGCUUAAAUUCUAACUCAGGAUUAUUGGAAAACGAGGGUGUUCCAACUGAACAACAAAAUCAAUUACAGAUCCCAUUGCACCAGAUCAACUACUUUACCUACUUUAAAAAAUGCAUAGUGAAGCAAUUCCAUAAUGUUUAUCACACGUCGAUAUUGAUUUACCAGUCAAAUGUGAAAGGAGAUAGAUCAACCACUCAUUUGAAUCAACUUAUUGACGAGAAUCCACACAUCUCAAAUUCUAGUUCAAUUCGUGAAUGUAUUAAAACAUUCAUUGCUACUCCAUCCAUUAGAUAUGUCAUUAUCAAGGCAUUGAUCAUUACGGUGGUAUUAACCUUUGCUGGAUUUACCUGGUAUGGAGCAAUGUCCAUGACGUAUCCUUCAGAUGUUACUGCUAUUUACAAUUGUUCAGCAUUCACAGCGUAUGCGUUUGCAAUACCAUUAUUGAACGAGAAGUUUUCAUGGUUGAAGGCAAGUUCUGUCAUCAUAGCUCUUUCAGGGGUGUUUAUCGUUGCAUACUCAGGAGAUGAUAGUAAAGACCAACCAAAGGAAGAGAAUCCUUAUCCCUUACGAUUCUGGGGAAACUUACUUAUAUUAACAGGAGCUAUACUUUACGGUUAUUAUGAAGUUUUAUAUAAAAAAUAUCUUUGCAUACCAGAACAUUUAUCAAAAAUCAUCACACCAAGACGUCAACUGACAUUUGCAAAUUUUGUCAUGGGAUUUUUUGGAAUAUAUACUUUGACUAUUCUUGUUGCAAUUUUGAUAUUUGCAGAGGUAUUCCAUAUUCAUCAUUUCAACCUAUUUGACUAUGGUGAAAAUACUACCACCAUUUGGCUAUACAUUUCCGGAUCUAUUGUAAGCAAUUUAUUGUUCAGUGCUUCAUUUUUAUCUUUGAUGGCAUUGACAAGCCCAGUUUUAUCAUCUGUUAGUUCUUUGUUGACGAUCUUUUUGAUUGGGUUGGUGGAAUGGUGGAUUUUUGGAAACAAGUUGGGGUUCCAACAAUUAGUGGGUGACUUGUUUGUAAUUAUAGGAUUUGUCAUGUUGACGAUAGCAUCAUGGAAGGAAAUCAGUGAAGGUAAUGAGGAUGAUGAAGUGGAUGCGGUAAGUACUUAUUCAUUUGCAUUAAGUACAGAAGAAAACCAUUAA
Candida dubliniensis CD36 is the source of this 1470-nucleotide messenger RNA. RefSeq names its product mannosylinositol phosphorylceramide synthase regulatory subunit. The transcript has a single exon. The record is from RefSeq and is a predicted model, not a curated record. Bases 1 to 1470 code for a protein of 489 amino acids. NCBI's taxonomy places the organism in Eukaryota, Fungi, Ascomycota, Pichiomycetes, Serinales, Debaryomycetaceae.